AUGUCUGAUCUAUCGCGCAAAGAACCCUCUACGCAGGCUCUCCUAGACAAAGCCAGGCGCCAGAACGAUAGCAUCAACGAGGCCCUCAAUGACCCCGAGCAGAACACGACUGGCGCACAGUUUGACAAGAGCAAAUAUCCCUCUGAGGCGGUGUUUGAUAAGGGUAGCACGACCAAAGUGGCGGUCGAUGUUCCUCCUACGGGAAGGAUGGUGGAUAAGACAAGGGAUCCUGCUGGGGUUCGGUGA
This is a messenger RNA of Aspergillus lentulus, 246 nucleotides long. RefSeq lists its product as uncharacterized. The record is from RefSeq and is a predicted model, not a curated record. NCBI's taxonomy places the organism in Eukaryota, Fungi, Ascomycota, Eurotiomycetes, Eurotiales, Aspergillaceae.